AUGGGAGAUUCGGAGGGUUUGAGCAUGGGCAUUGAGGAGGUCCAUGUCAACACCAACCUGCUGAGGCCAAUACGGCUCCAGGUGGACCCCGAGUUCCAGCGAGUGUGCUCAGAUGAGAGGGAGCAGAUCAAAGCUCUCAACAACAAAUUUGCAUCAUUCAUCGAGAAGGUUCAAUGUCUGGAGCGGCAGAAUCAGGCACUCUUGGCCAAGUGGGAACUUCUGCAGCAGCAAAGCUCUGGCCCUGAGGAGAGAAGGAACAUCAACAGCUUCUUUCAGUCCUACAUCACCAACCUGCAGCGGCAGCUCGAGACACUCCAGAGCCAGAAGGAGCAGCUGGAUCCCGAAGCCUACAACAUGCUCCAGCUUGUUGAGGAUUACAAAAACAGAUUCGAGGAUGAGAUCAACAAACGCACGUCCAAGGAGGAGGAGUUCGUGGAGCUUAAAAAGGAACUGGAUAGUGCUUACAUGGGAAAAAUGGAGUCUGAUGUCCGAGUGGAUAUCCUGAGGCAGGAGCUGGAGUUCCUCCGGUGUUUAUAUGAAGCUGAGCUGUCCCAGCUGCAAACGGUUGCUGGGAAUGUUGACGUUAUUCUGUCCAUGGACAACCACAGGGACCUGAACAUGGAUGGAAUCAUCGAGGAGGUCAGGCAGGAAUACGAGCGGAUGGCCCACAGGAGCAUGGCUGAAGUGGAUGCCAUGUACCGGGGCAGGUACCAGGACCUGCAGAACAUGUGGGUGAGUCAACGAGAGCAGCUGAGGAACAGUCACCAGGAAAUCCAGGAACUUGCCAGGCAGAUCCAAAGACUCCAACCAGAAAUUGAAAUCGCAAGGAAAAGGAAUUCCAGCCUCCAGGACUCCAUUAAGGAUGCUGAGCACCGUGGGAGCUCGGCCGUCAGGGACGGCCAGGAAAAGCUAGAGGAGCUGGAAAAUGCCCUCCAACAGGCCAAGGAUGACCUUUCUCAGCUUGUCCACGAUUACCAGGAGCUCCUGAAUGUGAAGCUGGGCCUGGAUAUUGAGAUUGCCAUGUAUCGAUCACUCCUCGAGGAGGAGGAGAACAGGUGGGGGCAAAAUCCACCCUGGGAUCCAGGAAGGAUCACCAGCCACAAUCUGUGA
This is a messenger RNA of Pyrgilauda ruficollis (rufous-necked snowfinch), 1110 nucleotides long. RefSeq names its product keratin, type II cytoskeletal 6C-like. Gene Ontology annotation, biological process: keratinization; intermediate filament organization. Lineage: Eukaryota; Metazoa; Chordata; Aves; Passeriformes; Passeridae. The record is from RefSeq and is a predicted model, not a curated record. The coding region runs from base 1 to 1110 and encodes 369 amino acids. The transcript has 9 exons. Gene Ontology annotation, molecular function: structural constituent of skin epidermis. Gene Ontology annotation, cellular component: keratin filament.